UUUCAAAAAUUACUUUCAGCACUAAAAGAAAUUGAAAGAAGGGGAGUGAGUGAAUCGGAUAAUCAAUUCGAAACCAGCAAAGAUAAGAAAAGAUUCACAAAAAGUUAUUGUAGAAGCAUAACCAUGGGGGAGGCUGCGGUCUUAGGAAUGAUAAAAGAUCUCGAGAGUUUGCGUGCUACAUGUACAAAUAUCAGCGAGGAUUCGAUGUUCGGGGCCACAAUCGAAGAGAUGAAAGAGUUGUUGGAUUUCUCGAGAGACUUAAAAACGGAAGAGAGGAACAGGCUAAAAUAUUUCAUGGCUGACUUGAUCGAGUUGGCUGAAGAUGUCAUCGACAAAGGUAUUGAUGAUUACCGUUUCAGUGACAUGUUACGGAGCCUCAAAGAUGAGAUCAAGAUGACAAAGAUGCGGAUGAUAAACUUAGUAGCUGAUGAGAAAAAUAUUGGAGAAGAAGAGGAAGUGGAAAUUGUGGUGGGAUUGGAGGAAAGCGUUAAGCAGUUGCUUGACAAAGCGAUUUCAAAAAAUUCUAUUCACUUACAGAUUUUGUGUAUAAAAGGCAUGAUUGGUAUCGGGAAGACAACUCUCGCCAGGCAAGUGUAUAAGGCCGGGGCUGGCCAGUUCCAGCGUCAUGCCUGGGUAUCCAUUUCUAGUGGCACGAGUAAGAAAGAGAUGCUUAUGAAACUGAUACAGCAAAUGGUGGUUGGAUAUGAAAGUGAUCUGUCACUGGAAGAAAUGGACAACCGAAGUCUCCGAAGGAUGCUUCGCCGGCACCUGCAAGGAAAGUCAUAUUUCAUAGUUUUGGACAAUGUGUCGAAAGAAGAGGAAUUGAAGUACUUCUUGCAAGGUUUUCCUUCUCAAGGCCUUUUUGGAAGCAGGUCGAUGUUGCUGUUGACAAGUUGCAAUGCGAUUACAGCAACCAAGGUUGAUUAUACUCAUGAGAUGAAAGCUUUGGAUUCUGAUAAGAGCUGGAAAUUGUUUUUGAAAACAGUUAAUAAAUUUACGAGUGAUGAGAAUAAAUUCUCCAAGGAAUUGGAGAAGAAGGGCAAAGAGAUGCUGAAGAAAUGUGGGGGUUUGCCGAUAGCUAUAAUAGAUGUUGCAAGGCAGAAAGCAAAACAAAGACUUUCGGGGAUUGAAUGGGAAGAGCUUUUUGAUUCAAUUGAUUUGAGUGAAUCAUUGAAGUUAUUGGAACCGAUGUAUCAUCAAUUGGAAGAACGUAUCAAGCCACAUUUCUUGCAUUUGUCCUUUUUUAAGGAGAAUGCAAUGAUGAGAGAAGAAAAGUUGGAACAGAUUUGGGCUGCAAAUGGAUUAGAUUUUGAAGACAUUGCAUGGGAUUUGACUGCUGGAUCGGUUCUUGAAGUCGUGAAGCAUCACUUUAGAAAAAUAAGAUGUCGCCUCAAUCCUCUAUUGCACAUGAUAUCAAUAAAAAAAGCAGAAGAGGAAAUGGGGUUAGAGAUCUUAAGGAGCAAUGGUAACAGUAGGCCCUCUCAGAAUGCCCGUCAUCGUGUUAUCCGUUGUGGCAGAGACAAGUUUGAUCAUUUCACAAAUGAAGAGCGCAACCAACUUUUUUCUCUCAUCUUCCAUGGAGGUGGUGGCUACUUGGACGAUACUAGCUUGUCUUAUUGGGAGAGUUUUGAAUCACUCAAAAUACUUGACAUGGAAGAUUUUGGAGUGAAGACUUUAUUCGAUACAAUCGGUGCAUUGGUUAAGUUAAGAUACUUGGGAUUGAGAAACAAUUACAUACAAGUGAUCCCACACUCGUUGGCGCAUCUGGAAAACCUUGAGGUUCUUGAUAUAGCUUUGAACUUUAUGGUGGAGGCGCCAAAUAUUAUAUGGCAAAUGAGCAACCUUCGCGAUCUCCACAUGUCUGAUGUGAUUUUCCGGAAGCCUUUGAAAGUAGAUGUGAUGUGGAAUUUGGAGACCCUAGCAUACAUCUCAAUUUAUGAUUGGACAUGUGAGGGCUUCAACUCUAGUAUAAAGUAUAAGCUUCGAAUGUUGGGCAUUGAAGAUGUUGAUGAAAACUCGGAUGUAGGCAAGCUCUUUGCAUCACUAGCUAAGUUUCUGAACUUUGAUGUACUUUCUGUUAGAGGGUUUCGUUUUAGAAGCAUGCCAUGUUUGGAUGAAAUUGGAGUAAUACAAAGACUCAAGGUACUAAAACUAGAUGGGCGCAUAGGUAGGCUACCAAGUGCAGAUGAUCUACCUCAAGAGAUUGAGUACAUAGCUUUGAUAAAUACUUGUCUUGAUGAAGACCCCAUGCCGAUAUUAGAGAAGCUCAGUUCCCUAAGCCACCUCAAACUGCGAAAUGCAUACACUGGUCGAGAAAUGGUGAUCCAAGAAGGCGGAUUUCGAAGGCUCUAUGCGCUUUGCAUCAAUGAAUUGCCGAAUCUUAGAAAGAUACAAGUUGGUGUUUAUGGAAUGUGGAGUCUCAAGAUGCUAGAAAUCAAUAACUGUCCACAUCUUGAGACACUCCCGCAACGGAUUAGGUGGUUGUCUGAACUGCGAAUGUUUAAGAUGGUAACAACCAAACACAUUGCAACAAAGAUCAGACAUUCAGGUUUGACGUCCAAAAUUUUGGAGGAGGAAAUCGUUCCAUAAUUUGAAGUUGAUAUAUCUGUGGACAAAAUAUGUUAGAAAGAUACAAGAUGAAGAAGGUGCAAUGUCAACUGAUACGUGUACCUUGAUGAGCAGAGGGAUUAAGGCUGAACUCACCGGCUCGGCCACGUCUUCACCACUCACGUUCAUGAACCAGAGUAUCUUGAAGAUUUUGUCUACGAUUAUUUCCUUAAUUUAUCUUUUAUUUUUGGUAUCUCCUUAAGUUUCAUGUAUCGAGUCGAGCAUAAUUAUAAUAUAUUCAUUGAAUGA
This is a messenger RNA of Salvia hispanica, 2856 nucleotides long. The record is from RefSeq and is a predicted model, not a curated record. Lineage: Eukaryota; Viridiplantae; Streptophyta; Magnoliopsida; Lamiales; Lamiaceae.